This is a messenger RNA of Pistacia vera, 855 nucleotides long. RefSeq names its product dof zinc finger protein DOF3.5-like. Lineage: Eukaryota; Viridiplantae; Streptophyta; Magnoliopsida; Sapindales; Anacardiaceae. Gene Ontology annotation, molecular function: DNA-binding transcription factor activity; DNA binding. Bases 1 to 855 code for a protein of 284 amino acids. The transcript has a single exon. Gene Ontology annotation, biological process: regulation of DNA-templated transcription. The record is from RefSeq and is a predicted model, not a curated record.
AUGGAGAGAGGAUCAAUAUGGAAACCUAAUGUUGAAAUGUCACCAAAUUGCCCUCGUUGUGGCUCUUCAAAUACCAAAUUUUGUUACUACAACAACUACAGCUUAACUCAGCCAAGAUACUUCUGCAAAGGCUGUAGAAGAUACUGGACCAAAGGUGGGUCCCUCCGGAAUGUCCCCGUCGGUGGCGGCUGCCGGAAGAACCGAAGAGGUAAGUCCGUAAGAUUAUCCACUGAUGAUGAUCAUCAUCAUCAUCACAACAAUAAUGCAGUUCCUUCAAAGGGUUUCGCAUUUGGGAUUGCAAAUGAAGCCAUUUCUUCACAUUCUAGUGGAAGCGAAAUUAAUAGCAAUACUUCAAGUCCGGGUUCUUCCGGUUCACAUAUUGAUCUUGCUCUUGUUUAUGCAAAUUUCUUGAAUAAUCAACAGCCAGAUAAUUCCAAGGCGAAUAAUUCUUGUGCUUUCGAAUCGAUAAUCCAAGAAUUUCCGGGUGAAUUCGAUCCAUCACUCGAGUUUUGCACAAAUUUGGAUGCUACUACUACCAAUAAUAAUAGAGUUCAAAUGAUACCAGCAGCUGAAGAUCAGAAUUGUAAUAAUAAUGAUCAAAUUUAUUACAAUUCUGUAUUUCAAGAUCAAUCAAUAUUGCCGCCACUGCCGAGUACUGAAGAUCAAAUGUGGCUGAAUUCACAAAUAAUGGUGAAUCUGAAUCAUAAUCAUCAAAGUUUGGAAGCAACAACACCAGAACCGUUGAUUGGACCUGGUAUUCAUCAUCAUCAUCAAGCGGUUCAAGAUCCAAAUCUUUUAUUUGGGAAUUGGAGUCCAUUUGAUUUCUCAAGUGAUGACACUUUCACCAAGACUUGA